GAUCAUUAUAUAUUUUUUUAUUUUCAGGAGAAUACUGAUACAUUAUACUUUAAAUAUAAAAAGAAAUUUGAAGACACUAUCUCAAAAUUUUAGAGUGAUAAUGACAGGAACAAUGAUGAAACACCUGGAAAGAAAUGCAUGAAAAUUGGAGAUAAUUUUACCUCUAAACUUCAAGAGAUAGGUAGAUAUUUAAUUUAAAUAAAGGAACUAUAUAAAUCGGAUAGAAUCAGACGUUGCAAAUACAUAAAUUAUAGGAUAAAUUCAGAUGAAAAAUAUAAUAAGAAUCCUAAUUGGUUUUAAGAAUAUAAAAUAUUUUCGUCCGAAACAGAAAAUAUAUGCAUUCAAGAAUUAAAAAUUAUACCGAAGGAAGUUUUAAAUAAGAUUAAAGAACUAUAUACGUAUUAUAGAGAUUUUCUCAAAUAUAAUGGCAUAAGCAGUGUAUAUAAUACAAGUUAUUGUGAUAAUAUCAGAAAAUGUUAUAAACUUUAUAAGGAAAAUUACAAAAUAUAUGAAAACGCUUUUUGUGAAGAGUUAAUGAAUUUUAAGAAGGCAUAUGAUGAUAAAAUGAACAAAUUGACUCCAUGCAAUAGUUUACCACAAAUAUUAGCACCUACAAAUGCAGAUUAUAUAUUUGUUCCCAAUUUAAUAGCAGCUAUUGUAUUACUAAUAUCUUUCACUUUAUUUUUUUUAUAUAAUUUUACUCCAUUGAAAUCAUAGAUACAUAGUCAUUUACGAAUGAAAAAAAUAAUUCAACUUAACAAAUUUCAAGAAGAAACAAGAGAAUCGUUACAAAACCUACAUGAUGAAGUAAAUAGAAAUUAUGAAGGAAGUUUUCAUAAUAUGGCUUAUCAUCCUCAAGGAGACACUUGA
Plasmodium malariae is the source of this 870-nucleotide messenger RNA. The record is from the annotation of a RefSeq genome assembly. NCBI's taxonomy places the organism in Eukaryota, Apicomplexa, Aconoidasida, Haemosporida, Plasmodiidae.